Ogataea angusta is the source of this 225-nucleotide messenger RNA. RefSeq lists its product as uncharacterized. Bases 1 to 225 code for a protein of 74 amino acids. Gene Ontology annotation, molecular function: ubiquitin protein ligase activity; zinc ion binding; cullin family protein binding. The record is from RefSeq and is a predicted model, not a curated record. Gene Ontology annotation, biological process: anaphase-promoting complex-dependent catabolic process. The transcript has a single exon. Gene Ontology annotation, cellular component: anaphase-promoting complex. Lineage: Eukaryota; Fungi; Ascomycota; Pichiomycetes; Pichiales; Pichiaceae.
AUGCACUGCAUCUGGAAGUGGCUGGAGACAGAGACCGCCAAAGGGCUGUGUCCAAUGUGCAGACAGCCGUUCACCAUGGACAAGGACAAGGACGUCAACAAGGGCGUCAGUUUGCCGGAAACGAGCCGAUUUGCCGCGGCAUCAAACGAGGGCUUCCUCGCAGACAUGCUAGAACCGCAGCCUACAGACGCGAUGUCGGUCCAGGACCUCUCUGGAGGAGACUAG